Messenger RNA from Onychomys torridus (southern grasshopper mouse), 878 nucleotides. It is a transcript of the gene Bmerb1, whose product is annotated as bMERB domain containing 1. Bases 154 to 804 code for a protein of 216 amino acids. Gene Ontology annotation, cellular component: microtubule cytoskeleton. Gene Ontology annotation, biological process: negative regulation of microtubule depolymerization. The transcript has 6 exons. The record is from RefSeq and is a predicted model, not a curated record. NCBI's taxonomy places the organism in Eukaryota, Metazoa, Chordata, Mammalia, Rodentia, Cricetidae.
UGUUAUGCAUCCCUCCCCCAUCCUGGGUACCAGUUGGGCGCUUUCGGGUGCUGGCAGUUGAAGAGAUGGAACAGCUUCCUCAGGAACGCCCAGCCCCUUAAAACGCUGCUGACCAGAGCCGCCCUACUCCCUGCAGCCUUCAGCAGGGAUGGAAUGAAAGGGGACCCCUUGACCUGCCCGCGGGGAUCAGCAAUGGAGUUAAAGCAAUCUCUGUCUGUCCAUUUGGAAGCCGAGAAGCCUCUGAGGCGCUAUGGGGCGGUGGAGGAGACAGCAUGGAAAGCGGAGGGACUGGGAAGCCAGCUGGACAUCAUCUCCAUGGCUGAGACCAGCAUGAUGCCAGAAGAGAUUGAGUUGGAAAUGGCGAAAAUCCAGCGUCUCCGUGAAGUCCUGGUCCGUCGAGAGUCAGAACUCAGGUUCAUGAUGGAUGACAUUCAGCUCUGCAAAGACAUCAUGGACCUGAAGCAGGAGCUGCAGAAUUUGGUUGCCAUUCCAGAAAAAGACAAAAACAAGCUUCAGAAGCAGAGAGAGGAUGAGUUAAUCCAGAAGAUCCACAGACUGGUGCAGAAGAGAGAUUUCCUGGUGGAUGAUGCUGAGGUGGAACGGUUAAGGGAACAGGAAGAAGACAAGGAAAUGGCUGAUUUCCUGAGGAUCAAGUUAAAACCUCUAGACAAAGUAACCAAAUCUUCAGCCAGCUCCCGGGCAGAGAAGAAGGCAGAUCCCCCACCUAGCAAGCCAACUGUGGCCAAGACAGGCCUGGCACUCAUCAAGGAUUGCUGUGGGGCCACCCAGUGCAACAUCAUGUAGCCCCUAUGUGGGGUACCCCAGAGCCAUGGGGACCAUCUCUCCCACCCUCUUGUCCUCAUAGCCCCCAUUUUACA